Molecule: messenger RNA, 244 nt
Organism: Racocetra persica
Lineage: Eukaryota; Fungi; Glomeromycota; Glomeromycetes; Diversisporales; Gigasporaceae
Source: the annotation of a GenBank genome assembly
UAUCUCUUUGUCUAAGUUCUCUUCAAAUAUUUGAAGAUGAAUCACAUCCAAAUAUGCAUAUGCAAACAAAAGCAAAAGAAGGAUUAUCACUUUUCGGUAUUCUUAACAAUACGCGUACGGUCCUUGGUAAAUAUCUGCUUAAGCAAUGGUUUCUUAGACCUACUCUUGAUCUUGCCGUCCUUGAUGAGCGACAUCGUACAAUCGAAUGUCUCCUUCAACCAGAUAAUUUGGAUAUUUCGGGACA